GACCCGAGUAGGCUACCCGAGUCGCUACUACUCAAUCAAGGCAGGUGCUGUGCUCACGAAGUGAUUGCCUUCUUGAAGAAUAAUUUCUCGUUGAUUUGCAUAUAUUUGGGUCUUCAGAAAAAGAGUGAAACAUGGCGUGGCUAGAUUUGAUCCGAGAAAAGUGUAAGCUGACCGAUGAAUCAGAGCAGUACCUCCAGUCGAAACUGAUUCAGAGCUUUGGCCAGUCAAUGUCAAAAGAAGAGCACCAGGCCUUGCAUGAAGAGCUUAACUCCAGCUUUGACUUUGAAUUUGAGGGAAGGGUCACUGAGUUCAAAGUUCCCUCUUUGGAUGUGCCAGAUGGUAUUCCAAUAGAUGUCAUUAAGCCAAAAGGGUGUCCCCGAAAACCAGGCAUCCUCGUUUAUUUUCAUGGAGGGGGCAACAAGUUUGGGUCUCGGAAGACUUCAGAGCUCAUGUGCAAGCUGCUUGCCAGCGAGCUCAAGUGUGUCCUAGUCAAUGUGGAGUAUCGCCUGGCCCCAGACCACAAGUUCCCUGCCAUGUUUGAUGAUGGCAAAUCAGUGACAAGAUGGGUUCUCAUGAAUAAACCUCUGAUAGGUGCCGAGAAUGACAGUAAAGUUGGAGUCAUGGGAUCAAGUGCUGGUGGUGGUAUUGCUGCUACUGUCGCAUUUGAGGUCCCCACUGUUGACUUCCAGAUUCUAGUGUAUCCCCUGCUUGACUGGCGCUCGGACGGGGAGAGUUAUGCAGAGGAGAGCCCUGUGCUGAUGGCUCAGAUGGAGAAGUUGUUGGAGAGCUGCAUCCAGUCUGAGGAGGACAAGGCCAAUGUGAGGGCCUCCCCUUUACUUCAGAAGAAUUUCUCAAAACUUCCCCCAACUCUGAUCCUGAUUGCGGAGGCCGAUCCCCUCAAGGAGUCCAAUUAUGCAUAUAAAUCCAAAUUGAAGGCAGCGAAUAUUCCGUGUGACAGCAAACUGUUGAAAGGAACAGUGCAUGGUUUCUUUUCUUUGCCUGGUGUGUUUAAAGAGGCCAACAGUCAAGCCAGGCAGGUCAUGAUGAAGUUCUUCCAGAAGAAUGAUGCUGGGACCGUCCAUCAAGGGACUGGGCUGUCUUCAUCCUCCAUCCCCAUUGCUAAAGAAGCCAAAGGGGCAACCUUGAAGUGGACUGGUUAUGCUGUCCUGUUUUUGGGACAAAACAUGGAUCUCAUUGAACAUUUAAAAUCCAAGUAUAAAGUGUCUUCCGAGACGGAGGCAUAUCUGCAGUCACAAAUGAAAUCGAUUGGCGAGUUGCAAAACAAUGAUCAAGAAAAGCUUGACAAAGGAGAGAAUGACAAUGUACAGGAAAACUUUGACAGCAAAAUUUCUGCAGAUUUUGAUGGAAGUGUGAAGCAGUUUUCUGUUCCGUCUGCAGCCCUCCCAGAUGGUGUGCCCAUUGAUGUCAUCAAACCUAAAGAUGCUGCCCGGAGACCUGGAAUCCUUGUCAACUUUCAUGGCGGUGGAACUGCUGGGGGAUCUUGUAAAUCGGCUGAGGCCAUGUGCAAGCUCCUUGCCAGGGAGCUGAAGUGCAUUGUGGUGAACGUUGAGUACAGGCAUGGUCCCAAAUACAAGUUUCCUGCCAUGUUUGAUGACGGCAAGGCAGUAGUCAGAUGGAUACACAUGAACAAAUCUCUAGUUGGUGGGGAAAAUGACAGCAAAAUCGGUGUCAUUGGAUCCAAUGCUGGUGGAGGAAUUGCUGCCACAUGUGCCUUUGAGAUACCUGUAGUUGACUAUCAGAUUCUGGUGUACCCCCUGGUGGACUGGAGAUGUCAGGACCCAUCCUAUGAGGAGUUUGAGUUUCCAGGGAGUUGCAUGAACUUUGCCGAGAUGGCCAGGAAGAUUGUAGAUGGAAGCAUCAGCAGCGAGGCUGACAGAACUAACCCCCGUGCUUCACCGCUACUGCAGAAUGACUUUUCCCGUCUGCCACCUACACUACUUUUCAUCGCAGAAAUCGACCAUUUCAAACAUUCAAACUAUGAGUUCAAGGGCAAGCUGAAGGCUGCCAAUGUAGACUGUGAGAGUAAACUGAUGAGGGGUGCCAUGCAUGGGUUCUUCUCUCUUCCUGGUAUGUUUCAAGAGGCCAACCAGCGGGCUAGAGACAUCAUAGCGCAGUUUUUCAAGAAGCAUGGAGUCUCUUAAUGACAGUGAAUGUUGUGGCGAACGUUAGCUCCACUGACCGUACAAGAGACUUAGUUUUGUGAUGCUGAGACUGUGACAUGCAGACUGUCAACUUGGGUUGUUUAUUAAAUGUAGGUCAACAAAUUACUGAGGAUGAGCAUAACAUUUGUUUUUCGGUAUUUAUACGAACAUUUUUGAUGUUUCUUUUAUUGUCAAUGAAUGAAAGUCCCCCCCCCCCCCCCCCCCCCCUCUCCGAAUACUACACAUCUUGAUAUCCAGCCUAUAACAUCAUGGAUGUAGACACUUUGCAACCUUGUUACUUAACUUGGCAUAGAUGUUUAUUAUGUAUUACUUUUUCUAUAAAGAAUUGUUCAUAGAAGUCGUUUUUUUUGUUGCAAUUUGGUAGUGGGAAAAAUGACAGUUGAGGGUUAGUGCUUAGUUGGUACUGCUGCUAUACAACCUGCAGAAUUCCUUUUUAUUUGUUAUUCCUGCUUGUUUUCCUCCACACUGUUUGACAUUCACUUUGUUGAUGUGCUAUAUUCAGUUUCUGCCUGCGAGUUUAUCACACAAGUCAUUCUGAGAAUACAGUCUUUUUUGUCUUUCUCUUUGAAUAAUUUCUUUUAUGUAUAGUAGCACCCUUUUUUUCUUUUUUUCUAUUCAUAUUCAUUGGCUAUUUAGCCUGAGGCUUCUUUUUUUCCCACUUCGAAAUGAUUGCCCUAUACCUGUAGACUUUUUCUUCUCUUCAACCUUAACAAAUUACUUAGGUACAUCGUAAGUGGUGAACAUGGGAUGACUUCAUGUUUGAUAUAUUGUUUUUUUCUCUUGUCCAUCAAUAUUCAGUUCAAACCCGAAAGAAAUUGAUGAGAUUCUCCACUUCAAGAAAUCUUGAUUGUGUCUCUGAAUGUUUUUAUAUUCUGAAACUUGUAUUGGAUGCGUUCAAUGAAAGCCUGACUUUAUUCUCGUUGCUUGUCAUUUUUAAUAUUUUUUUGGUUUUUUGCUCGCAAAGUCACUUAAGAUAGUUUUGCCGUCAAUGACAUAAUUUGGUCCUUACUAUAAGGUAGUAGAAUUCUCUCUGAUACUAAGGUUGAUGAAGUUUGUAGGAAGAAAACAGCGGAAGUGUUUAUAACUGUUACAUUACUAUAAAUGGUGCUGUUUUUUUUAUUUUGUUGGUAACUAUUCUAAGUCAUGUUGUUUUUAAAUUUUUUAAAAUGAAACAGUAGCGUGCCGUUUUUAAAAAUGCAGACUGAUGCAUCUCAGUGGUGUGAGAUUCAAUGAUUAUUUUGACGGUGGGUGAGAUUAUUCUUUUUUUGAUAUGUCUUUAUUCUACGGAUUUUGCUUCACUGGAGUUUUUUGAAAACGGGUUAGUUUUUGAACGCCAUCAUAUUCUGCAUGUGAUGUCAAUACAGCCUAGCAUGCAUGUUGUGAAACACACAGACAUAGUGGACAGGUUUUCAGGUCCUGUAUUUUUUCUUGUACAUGUACAUUCUUUGUAUUUAGCUCAUACAUAGUGAAAUUUGUACGUUACAAAAAGAUUUUCGCUUCCCGCCAAUUUCUCUUUGUGCAUGCCAGACUGUAUUUCCUCCUGCUAACAGUCCAGUUAGUGCCAGACAUCUUGUGAGUUUCACAUGACUUUCCUUAUUAUUAUAAUAAUUGUCAGUGAUAACCAGGAACUGCCUGUGUCUGCUGUGAAUGUCAAAGUUACUGAGAUAAGGUCACAAUAACUCUUCCUUGGCUUCAAACAUCUAACAGCAGUCAAAAUGAAUGGUGUGUCUGACUGCAGUCAUAACAGAUGGUGUGUUUGAAUGCAGUCAUAAGGAAAAGUGUCUCUAACUGCAGUCAAAAUGAAUGGUGUGUAUGGCUGCAGUAAUAAUAGAUGAUGUGAAUGGCUGCUGUCGUAAUGUGUGAUGUUUCUCAAAGAAUUCCUGGAAUUCUGGAAUACCCCUGAAGUUUUUCUUGGCUCUGUUUUAUGUUAACCCUAUCCGUACAUUGUGUUUUACUAUCGUAUCCUUACAACGUUUGGAACUCUGCUACCACUUUCCAAAGAGGAAAUUACUCGUUAAUCCGAUCCGUACGCUUUGCAUAGCUGUCUGUCAAAAUGAUUUUUUGAGAAAUACUGAAAGUUUCAAAGAGAUUCUCGUACUAGAAGCAUUCUAAAAUGUGAAGAAUACAACCCUGGGGGUUCAAAAUGACCCCUGGGCAUACGGAACACAAUAUUGAACAUUUAAAUGAUGGUGUAAACCUUGGUCCCUAAUCAGGGCUCCUGGCUGACAUGGUGGUGAAAACAUUUAAAAAAUGGAAAGAGAACUAUUGGGUUGUUUAACUUUCAAAUCCUCAAUUUUAAUUGUUGGCCAAGAUUAUAACCAACUGCCCCUAUGGAGCUGACAACUUGGGUACAGUCUGCUGUAUUUGUAUUUUUUCAUACUUUUUACAUGUUUCUACUGAUCACAAAGUUAUCAGAAAUGAUAUUGUAGUUUUCUUGCCUUUUUGUUCCUGAGUUAGUGCAAUCAUUUUUUGGGGUUUACUUAUUUUAUAGAAUUGUUUUAUUGCAAUCAACUGUUUUCAUAUCUGUGCAAUCAGUCACUGUUGAGAAAUCCAUUUAACACAGAUAUUUUAUAUUUGAACUUCAGCAGAAAUAUUGAACACAGAAAGAUUACACAGAAGAUAUCAAGACAGUCUUGAUACAGGCUAGUCGUGUGCUGUGCACUUUCAUUCUAUUUGUUGUUGCUCAUUUUAGAAGAUAUUUUUAGGGAGAUGUGAGAUUUUCUAAUUUUCUCGUCUACGUGCAACAAAGACUUUGUUUUAACAUUAUUCAUAGUGUUCAGCUAGAGCAGAUAAUGUUGGGUCUUUUUAUUUGUUGUAUGGAAUACAAUUAUUGCUCAAUUCUGGCAUUUAAAAAAAUCUGUGCUGUCAGUUUGUGCCAAGUUUGUUUUUGAAGUAUUGUUGAUUUUAUUGUGUUUUACAGUGUUGCAGUAUCCUACUUAUAUAUGCAAUGAAUCAUCAAAACAGUCAAGUUGUCAGUUCUUGUUCUUGAAGUCUUUAUUGAACUUGGACAAGUUUUCUUAAGCAUCAUAUAGAUUUGUCAGAAGAAUAAACUACAUGGUAACUUGUGAUGUCAUCAACACAUUGCCUUUUGUGUUUGUGGAUGAUGAUGGGAAAAGGAUGUCGGCGAUUGAAUUGAGACAAGCAUUAUUACAUCAGGAAGAGAGGCAGAAAUAAGUAUCAAGCGAUUAUCAGAAAUGUAACCGGCUGAGAGAAAAAUAUUCUAGAAAUAAUGAGAAAAGUUGUGCCCCACUCGGGUUCAGACUACAGCUGUCACUGCUGUGUUAAAUUUGUGGUCACUUAUGCUGCUGCGGCUGAUGGGUGUAAGUACCAGUAUGGGAAGUUGAAAAAUGGCAAUAGUGAAAUUUUGGAUGCUGCUUAAUGUGGUUUCGUUUCAUGCUCAAGCGAUAGACAACAUUUUUUUGAGGCAUUGCUCUUAAAACCCAUUAAAUAUUGGUAUGUAAUUAUUCAUAGGCAUCAUCGCCAUGGUAACCUUGGGUAUUUUUCUUUUGAAACGGCACCCUACUUGUUGCUUUGGAUGUUAUUAUUUAUUGAGCAAACUUGCAGCUGCAGUUUUUUGUGCCAUUUUGUGUUUUUUGCACCUUUGUUGAUGUGGGACCAGAUUCUUGGAAAUUCUGGAGCGUAAUAGAUUUCUGGAGAUUCAAUGCUUAACUGCUAAUUUUGCUGAGCUUUUUUAUCUUGAAGAUUUUUCUCAUUAUAUUUUAAUUGCUGAUGUUGGUGUUUUCCCCCUUUUUUAUGUUUUUUAAAACUUGUUUCAGCUUAAUGUAUGGGCCAGUGGUGAAGUUAUGUUGUCCAGUAUUUUUGGCUGGGGGAUGUUAUUUGCUGUUAUGGAAAUCAGGUUGAUAUGCUUUUCUUUCUCUCCUGAACAUAUGAGUAGGGUUAUGGAGAACAGUAGUAGAAAGUUGUAGUUUUUACCCUUUUUUGUCUGUUUUCAUGCUUUUUAAAGCGGAUAUAUUAUUUGUGUAUGUCUUGCAACACCUCACAGUGAGAUAUAGUUCAAAAUUGUGGCUCAGGUGUUCUCAUUAUGAGCUGUGGUUUGUUGUAUGACCAUCAUUGUUUGUGGACCUCUCUGUGGUCUGCCUGGGGAAGAUAGAGAAAAUUACUGGAGUUGUACAUGAGUUAUAUUGGUUUCUAAUGUAGUGAGUUGUUGUUUCUUGAAGACUUCAGUGAAUGUUGGCUCUCUCUCUCUCACUCUCUGUCAGGGAUGAUUUGUAAAGAGUUCCACCAAGUGUCAGUGGGUUUGUGUGAUUACAUUUUCCAGUAGUUCCUUGUUGGCAUAUUUUUGUCAGUGGGUUCAUAUGAUUACAUUUUCUAAUAGUCCACUGUUGGUAUUUUUGAUUGGGGACAUCAUCUUCUUUAAGCCUCUGGUGUUUCUCUCAUAUAAACCUUUGUUUGUCUUAAUUCUCUUGUUCUGUCUCUCAUCAUUGUUUAGUUUUGUUUCUUUCUUUUUCACUCAUGUAUAGAGUUUUGAUUGCCAAUACAUGUACUUAUUAUAUCUUUGAACCUCAAACUUUUCUCUUGUCUGAUUGUCUGUAUAUUUCUGAUUUUCACCAAGUGAAGAUUUUCCCAUAGCUGUAUUCCUAUAUAUGCAUUGUACUGUUUUGCAAGUGAAUCAAUACUGGUGUGUGACCUUUUCUGUAUUUGUAGUAAUGACAAUGAGAACUAGUAGCCGAUUAUAGAAUCUGUGUAUAGAUAUUUACUAUUGCUGCCUUUGCUUCUCAUCAUUUGCCUUGAUAUUCACUGAUUUCAUAUUAACCAAGAUGUUUUCAUAUAAGCUUGUACAUGACACUCUAUACUUUUGUUCUGUAAGCUAUUACUGUUGGUUUUUUUUCCAUCAUUUUCUAGGAUACAAAUUCGUCCAUGUAUUAUAAAUUAUACAUAUUAUACUUGAUUAUUCAACUAUUUAGAGCCUCCAUAAAUAGAUUUACAUGAGGCACAGGUGACAAAAGCAAAUAUAUUACUCUAUUAGGAAGACAUAUUAUAAUACAAGUACCUCCCGUGAAGUGAGUCUGUUCUGUUUAUUUACUUAUGAUAAUGUUCGUUUAUUUUUAUAUAAAUGAGUUGUUGACCAUAACAAACAUUAAAGAAGUGUAUUUUUAGAAUUGUAUGUGACACGCUUUACAUGUUAGCCCUUUGGUGCUCUUUCUCAUGUUAUGAAAUCCACAGAGCAAAGUCCAUAUCUGUAAUUUUCUCCGUUAAAUUCAAAUGUGGUUUAUGCCAUGAAAUCCCACUUGUUCUUGUUCUAAGAGCAUUUUGCAUUAUUUUAUCUCGUUAUGUAUAUAUAUCUACAGUUAUGUGAAGCAGAUUAGGUUAAAAGACAAUCAACUUUUGUGUGGCUGACCUGGGUUUUGAUCAGUGCGAAAGGCAUUUAUCUGUUGAGUAUGCAAAUUUUGAUGUCAGUCAAUUAAAAAAAUAGUCAUAAUUGUGUUUAAAGGGUACCGGUACAAACCUCAUGUAAGAAAAAAAAAUGGCUGAUAAUAUUAUUGAGCCAUUUGGGGGUUAUAUUUUCACUUCCCCUUUUUUUUUUAGAAUUUGGAUAUAAAUAUAUCAGUCUGCCAAAUUGAACCUAUAUAAUAUAUAUGUGUGGAGAAAAUCGUUUGUUUGCAGGCAAGGAUUCUAUGCUGUUUGAUACUUGGUCAUUGUUGUUUGCUAUUUGUGAGCUAGACUGUGGUUAGUAUUCUUUAUUCUUUCUAUCUUUAAAUGUUGCACAAUAAACAUCUUGAUGACUAAAAGAAUAAUUCAAUCUGUUCUAAAUGUAUUACAUAUGUUAAUACUUUUCAAUAGUAUAAUAUAAUAUCAGAGCACUUGGAGCAUGGCGAGUCUGCAUUUUAGUUUUUCUUUGUUCUAGUAUUUCCUUUUGUGCGGUUUUAUGCCUCAGAUGCACACUGUACACGUACAACAUACAUUCGAUAUAUAUAUUAUGUUGAGUAAUUUUUGUUUGUUGAAUUUACUUACUUAAUUAGCUGCACUCCAGGUUUUUUCAUCUUGCCUUACAUCCUGCUUUCAACCAUGAAGUGCUAUCUGCUUUAUAUGUAAUAAAAAAGAUAAUCCGUGAGAG
Aplysia californica (California sea hare) is the source of this 8259-nucleotide messenger RNA. RefSeq lists its product as uncharacterized. Lineage: Eukaryota; Metazoa; Mollusca; Gastropoda; Aplysiida; Aplysiidae. The transcript is spliced from 21 exons. The record is from RefSeq and is a predicted model, not a curated record. Gene Ontology annotation, molecular function: hydrolase activity. The coding region runs from base 132 to 2162 and encodes 676 amino acids.